GGGGAGGAACGAGUAGGAGAGACAGGAGGAGAGGGAGAGACAGGAGGAGAGGGAGAGACAGAGGGAGGAGAGGGAGAGACAGAGGGAGGGGAUGGAGCAUCAGCAGAGCUGCUUUCAGACACGGCCACCCCAGACAUCGCCAGCCGAGUACAGAGCAGUCCAGGGGAGGAUGAGGCGAUCUCAGAGUCGCCCGCAGGGAGAGGUGAGAUGAUGCAGACUCCUGAGAGCCUCAAAGCCCCAAGAAGCCCAUCCUCUUCAAACAGCACGGCCUAUAAGUCCCCCACUGACAUAGAGAGAGACACCCCGGAGGACACCCCUAGCUCAGGGACACCUCCGUCAGUCCAGCGAGCCCUGCUCACCAAGCGUGUCUCCCAGGACCCUGACCCGGUCUGGGUUCUCAACCUGCUGAAGAAGCUGGAGAAACAGUUUAUGACCCACUACGUCGACGCCAUGGCUGAGUUCAAGGUACGUUGGGACCUAGACAACAAUGUGAUGUUGGACACUAUGAUCACUGAGCUGAGAGACGAGGUGAAGAAGAGGAUCCAGACGAGCAUUGAUCGUGAGCUGAGGAAGAUCCGGGGGCGUGCAGGGCGGGGGGGCAUGCCGCGCCCCCCUAUCCUGUCCCGCGAUUCAACCGUUACAGACCAGAGGAGGCGGAGGCUAAAGGUCAUGAAGGUUCAGUCAGUGAACAAGAGUGACGGGGAGCAGGGUUCGGAUGUUAGUGACCAGCGCAGCGAGGGCGAGGAUGAAUACUGUCCCUGCGACGCCUGCAUACGGAAGAAGGCGGAUGUCCAACAAAUCAAAAUGGAAGCUGUGGUCGCCUCAGCGCCGGUGAUGAUGGCGUUUGAUCUGCGGAAGAUCCUGCUGAUGAAGAGAGACCCAAAGCCUCUUGCGCCCUCUAGCCCCACGCAGGGGUUGAACAAUGAUCACCUGGAAUUGGAGGAGAAGAAAGAGGAAGAGGAGGGUGUGAAUCCAGAGGUGGUACACAAAGACGAGGAAGAGGAGGAGACCAAGGAGGAUAUUAUACCAACUGUUGUCAUAGAGGAAGCUAUCCCUGAGGAGGAAGAGGAAGGAGUGACUGAGGGAGAGGAGGAAGUACAGGAGAGUGAUGGAGCUGAGUCUGUGAUGGGGGAUGUAGAGGAGGAGAUAGCUGAGGAAAUAGCUGAGGAGAUAGAGACUGAAGAACAGGAGGAUGGAGUGGUGGAGGGAACAGAGGAUGAGGAGGAGGAGGAAGGAGAGAUGGGAGGUGAAAUUUCAGGAGAAGAUGGCGUGGACGCGGAGGAGACUGGAGAGGGGGAGGAGUUAGUAGAAGGGGAGGAGGAAGGAGCAGGGGACGCUGAAGCAGUGCAGGAGGAUCAAGCGGGAGGAGAUGAAAACACUGUUGAUGGACCAGCAGAGGGGGAUGAGGUGGUGGGAGAGGGGGAGGAGACGGAUGAGGAGGAGGGAGAGGGGGAGGGUGAGGAGGGAGUAGAGACAGGAGAGGGAACAGCUGAGGAGGAUGAAACAGGAGGAGAGGAGGAGGAGGAUGGAGGAGAGGAGGCAGAGGAGAACAAUGUGGUGUCUGAAUUCAAGGUGGAAGAAGAGGAGGAGGAAGAGAAUGAAAACACAGCAGGAGAGACAAGUGGAGAGGAGGAGGGAGAGACUCCUGAGGAAGGCACAGAGGGCAAUGUGGGGGUGGAGGAUGCUGUGGAGGAGUUGAAUCCUGAAGAAGAGAAUGAAGAGGUGAAAGAGGGAAACAGAGAAAUCCCCCUGAUAAGCCAGAUGACCAGAACCUCUGUGGAGUCCCAGCCAGGAUCUAUGGAGAACACAGUUUCACCAAUGCGCUCUUUAACACCCAUUGAGACCAAGGAAACCGGCUCUGAUGGACAAAAGAUGGCGUCUGCAGGUGAGGGGUCUGGGGGGAAAGGCCAGAGGAGGAGCCGAUCUCCAGCCAGAGCCAAACGCAGGAAACCCAAAGAGAGCGAUAUAGAACUAGAUGAUCUAGAAAUGUAACCCUCACAGGACAUAGUAAUGAUCUAUGACGUCCAGUUCUAUCACAGAAGAUAGAACUGGAUGUUCUAGAUCUGCAAGCAUCACAGUCACAUAAAGCACUUUAUAAUCCCCUCUCUAGGUUAAAAAUAUCUAUACCGGAGGUAUUGCACAGGUGAAGGUAGAUUCUGCCAAGUCAGAGUGGCAUGUACUUUUUAUUGUUAUGGAAGGGUAUAACUGAAACAAUCAUAAUAUUACAAACCAUAAGAUGUCAUGUGAAAAUUAUAUUUGUAUAUUUCUAGAAACCAAUUGUAUUUAUGUCUGACUUUAUUUUCCUGGAGGGGUGUAUAUACUCUACUGUAUAGAGGGGUGUAUAUACUCUACUGUCUGGAAGGGUGUAUAUUCUCUACUGUCUGGAGGGGUGUAUAUACUCUACUGUCUGGAAGGGUGUAUAUACUCUACUGUCUGGAGGGGUGUAUAUACUCUACUGUCUGGAGGGGUGUAUAUACUCUACUGUCUGGAGGGGUGUAUAUUCUCUACUGUAUGGAGGGGUGUAUAUACUCUACUGUCUGGAGGGGUGUAUAUACUCUACUGUAUGGAGGGGUGUAUAUUCUCUACUGUCUGGAGGGGUGUAUAUACUCUACUGUCUGGAGGGGUGUAUAUACUCUACUGUAUGGAGGGGUGUAUAUUCUCUACUGUCUGGAGGGGUGUAUAUUCUCUACUGUAUGGAGGGGUGUAUAUACUCUACUGUCUGGAGGGGUGUAUAUACUCUACUGUCUGGAGGGGUGUAUAUACUCUACUGUCUGGAGGGGUGUAUAUACUCUACUGUCUGGAGGGGUGUAUAUUCUCAACUGUCUGGGGGGGUGUAUAUUCUCUACUGUAUGGAGGGGUGUAUAUACUCUACUGUCUGGAGGGGUGUAUAUACUCUACUGUAUGGAGGGGUGUAUAUUCUCUACUGUCUGGAGGGGUGUAUAUUCUGGACGUCAUGAUGAUAUGCGUAUUUUGUGUUUGUGAAUAGGUGUGUUGUUAAACAGAAUUACACCCUAGACCGGUUCUCCCCGAACAGGACUCAAAGUGGAGACCAAUUCCUCCUGGGUCCCAGACAGAAAUAUGGUUUAGUUUGUAAACCACUUCUCUUAGGUUAACCUGAGAGCACAAGGUACUGACAUCACAUACAGGUUAACUUGUAUCACUUAGCCAUAAACAUAUACCUCCCUGUGACAAUAGGCAUUGGGGGAAUGUAUUCAAAGUAACAACCAAACUAUAUAUUUAUAUAAUAUAUAAGCAACAAACCAUGUAUGUAUACUUGAUAAGAUUACUGUAGUGUCAUUCUGAAGCUCAGUGUUUGAAGACUGCCAUUGGAAUCUCAGGGAAGGAGGGUUGUAUGAACGAUUGUGAUGGGUGUAUGACGGACAACUUCCCUAUAAUGUUUGGUACCCGAAUAGUGCUGAGCGAUUAGUGCUUUUUGAAGUUGGUUCGGUUUCGUUUCGAUUAUUAAAAUAUAAUCAUGUUUUUUUUUCUCCAUUUCAAUUUCGAUAAUUAAAACAUAUUUUAAAUGCAUUAUGGAAUCAUGAAAUUAAACAUAUAUAUAUUUUUUUUUGCUCUUUAAUAGAAAUUCCAAAGCCUAAACUAGUGAACAUUCAAUUGCCAAAACAUGUAGAAAAUAUUCCAUUGACUCUGUCAGGUCCACAUUGGGUAGACACCAAUAGAGCAUAUUGAAAUUACUAUGAAAUAAUACAAUAUUUCAGUUGUGUAUAUUUACUUAGGUUUUCUUAAAUUAUUUUUAUUAUUUUUCAUUCUUUAAAGUCAUGGUCUCAUAUCUGUUCAGGCAGUAGCUGCCAGCCAGCCCAUCUAAUAUUAUAUCUGUGCUCCCCAUACUGUACUGUCUUGUCAUCCUAUUUAGCUAGCCUGCCUAAGUAUGCCGCAGAGCUGUCUGGCUAAAUCAUUUUACUAGUUCUUCAAAGAAGAUAAGGCGUACUUUCACCAACUAUCUCUGUCCCUCUUGUCAUUGUGUUGUGCACAUUGCGGUCUGUGUGUAUCUAACCUAACAGAGCAGGCGUAAACGUAUAUCAGUCUCUGUUGAAGCAGGAAAGAACGGGCGCAAUGGAUUGUGGGCAUUGUAGUUAAUGACCCAUGUUUCUGCACUGAACUACUAAGUUGAAUAUUUGCUUUAUGUAGAUGGGUUAGCUGACAUCACAAAACGAUGUGCGCGCUUCCGUGGGGCAGACGUCAACCUGUUGUGAUUCUGGAUGGCCAGAUUGUUUGCAAGAAUGACAAGAAACUAGCGUGUGGGGAUUCUGGAUGUGUCUCGUUUCUUGUUAUUGAUAUCAUGUCUUGUUUUGGCUGAUUUCAUGUCAAUGCUAAUAUGGCAAAAAAAAAAUCGCUAGCUCAUCAAUACAUUUAUUUACGUUUUCAAUAAACAUUGGAUAAGAAUGGAUACGAACCCUCUCAGUUUUGCCCCAUAGUUGCGAAUCCAACCCGUCUAUGAAAACUACAACUCCCUUCAGCCCAGCGUCCCACAUAGUUCUUGACUUGAUUUCUCUCUUGAAUGAUUUGUGUGUUGGGCUCACACAAAAAAAAAUGAAUGUAUUUCAAGUAAUUGAACUGACUUCAGUCAAUUAGUUGUUUAAUAGCAAAAAAAAAAAAAGUACAACAUUUCCGUUAAUCGCUCAUCACUAGUACCGAACCUGUUUAAGUGUCUGCUUUCUGUCAGACCCGUGAAGGUUGUUGUUGUUGAGUUGUCAAGGUAACGCACCCCUGAUCUGCGUCUGUGUUGUUGCGUUCAGUUGUUUUGUCAAGCGAUAUGACGCAGGAGGGCUUUAACCAUGUGGGACGGUAAUCACUAAAGUCUUAAUAAAGACGUUGCGUGGUCAAUCCGACGUCUGCAUUGGCCGGAGCACCAUUUACGGUGAUUACGGACUCUGCAGAAGUCAUUCUUCUUGCCCAUCGCCGAGCAGCGCAGAGCUGUUGUCAAGGAAGUGAGAUUGUCAACCAAUCAUGUCAAUGAGGAGCUAUUCGGAACCCUCCGCAUUGGUACAGAGUUUGGGAGGCCCAAGGCGAUGCGGUACAGAGCUCAGUUUGGUCUCCGUGUGCCUCUGGAGGCUCUGCAAUUGCGUCACACCUUCCGUUCAGAGCCUCCGGCCACAUUUUUUGGGGGGAUCAAGCAUAAAUAGGCUUUUACUGCAACCAUGGUGUCAAGAGAGAUGAGGGAGAAGAGAGACAUCUAUCUCUAUCUUUAAUGUCAUUAUUAGCGGUACAGCUGGUAUUGCUGUUGUUGUUGUCGUACCUGACUGAAGGGUUAUCUGGAUGUAUUGAAUAUAUUUAUGGAUAAGAUCAAACAGGACACUUGUAGUUUAGAGCGAAGUCCUCCUCAUAUCUAUAUAUCUACACUGUAACAUGUCUUUACACAGGGUUGAGACAGAGA
Messenger RNA from Oncorhynchus kisutch (coho salmon), 5392 nucleotides. Its product is annotated as spore wall protein 2-like. Bases 208 to 1992 code for a protein of 594 amino acids. The transcript has 3 exons. NCBI's taxonomy places the organism in Eukaryota, Metazoa, Chordata, Actinopteri, Salmoniformes, Salmonidae. Gene Ontology annotation, biological process: photoreceptor cell development; axoneme assembly; retina development in camera-type eye. Gene Ontology annotation, cellular component: axoneme. The record is from RefSeq and is a predicted model, not a curated record.